Molecule: messenger RNA, 2019 nt
Organism: Fonsecaea pedrosoi CBS 271.37
Lineage: Eukaryota; Fungi; Ascomycota; Eurotiomycetes; Chaetothyriales; Herpotrichiellaceae
Product: acetoacetate-CoA ligase
Exons: 2
Coding region: 1-2019 (672 amino acids)
Biological process (GO): lipid metabolic process
Cellular component (GO): cytosol
Molecular function (GO): acetoacetate-CoA ligase activity
Source: RefSeq, a predicted model, not a curated record
AUGGUAAUUCCAGAGGUCGUCUGGCGGCCCGAUAACCCAGAAACAACAGAGCUGGCGAAAUACAGGCAUCAUGUCAAUGACAAGUUCAAGACGAAGUUCAGAAACACGAGAGAACUGCAGCGUUGGUCGACCACUCAGCCGCACGACUUCUGGAUCGACCUGUAUACUUACCUGGACCUGGUCCCUGCCCUGCCCCAGGGGACACGGAAAGCAUAUGACGACACAGGUUCGAUGAGCAGCAUCCCACGAUUUUUCCCAGAUCUUCGUCUGAACUAUAGCGAGAACGUAUUUUGCGCCGAUCGUCAAUCUAACGACAUGGCGUUGAUGGAGGUCAGAGAGGACCAUUUUGUCCAUCAGAAUGCAGCGCGGUACGUGACAUGGCAGACCUUCCGGGAGGACGUCCGAAAGACUGUAAGUGCCCUCAAGCGCAGCGGUGUCGUAGCCGGCGAUCGAGUUGGUGCGAUAGUUGCGACAUCAGGAAGUGCUGUCACCCUGUUCUACGCAGCCGCAGCCAUGGGGGCUAUUUUUACCUCGAUCAGCCCCGAGAUUGGCGUCGAGGGUUGCGUUUCUAGACUUGACCAGGUCACGCCCAAGAUACUGUUCGUCGACAGCCACGUCCUGUACAAGGGGAAGGUGUUGUCGACGGCAGAAAAACUCAAGACAAUCGUUUCUCGCUUGAAGGAACGACCUGCGGUGUACGUCGUCCCGAUCGCGGACUCCCCACCCGACUGGCCGAGUAUCGACCAAUUUUGGGGUAAAGCGAGUCCUGCCGACGAGUUGAGGUUUGAAAGAGUGCCGUUCAAUCAUCCCUUGAUGAUUUGUUACUCGUCGGGUACCACCGGAGCUCCCAAAUGUAUUGUCCAUCAACACGGCCUGAUUCUGCAGCACAAGAAAAUUUCAGUCGUCCACAACAACCUGUCCUAUCGAGACGUCAUCUUACAGUACUCCAGCACUUCCUGGGUGGUGUUUUACACAAUGUGUAGUCAUCUCUCAGCGGGGGGGACCCUUCUGGUCUACAACGGCAGCCCAUUAUACCCUGAUGCCAAACAGCUUUUCCGUAUAUGUGAGAAAUAUCGGGUCACAUAUCUGGGAGUCUCUCCGCGCUUAUUGCUCGAGGUUGAGCUAUCAAACACCAUUCCCAAGCUGGAAUUUGAUCUCUCAAGCCUGAAAACCGUCUACUGUACUGGCGCUCCGUUGUCGGGAGAACAAUACCGGUGGUUCUAUCGAUCCAUGCCACCGACGGUACAGAUAUGCAAUGUCGCCGGCGGGACAGAGACUGCGACAUCUGUUCUGGCACUGGACACUUGCGCGCCAGUGUAUGUUGGAGAGAUCCAGAUUGCGGCCUUGGGGAUGGAUGUGGACAUUCUAGAUCCAGACACCGGCGAAUCCAAGGCUGCCAGUGGAGAGGCCGGAGAGAUGGUGAUUAGAAAGCCAUUUCCCAGUAUGCCUUGUUUCUUCUGGGGUGAUGUCGGCGGUAAGAUCUACAGGGCCGCCUAUUUCGAGCGGUUCCCGCACAUUGAUUGCUGGGCUGUGCAUGACUGGCUGAGUCAAAAUCCGCAAACUGGUGGUUACGUUAUGCAUGGCAGAAGUGACGGCGUUCUGAACCCUUCGGGCAUCCGAUUUGGGAGUGGCGAGAUCUAUGCCAUUAUUGAAGCGCCUCCCUUCACGAACUACAUUUCAAACAGUCUCUGUGUGGGCCGACGCAGGCGGAAUGAUCCAGAUGAGCAGGUGUUCUUGUUCUUGGUCAUGAAACCAGGUAUUCUCCUCGAUGACGCUCUGCGGACGCAGAUAAGAACAGCCAUCCGGGAAGGUCUAUCGCCGCGACACGUUCCUAAAUUUGUCCUUGCAGCUCCAGACAUCCCAGUUACGGUAAACGGCAAGAAGGUGGAAACGCCCGUCAAGAAGAUCUUGAAUGGAGAGAAGGUGGUCCCGAGUUCAACGGUGCAGAACCCAGGCAGCUUGUCGUGGUUCGAGAAGUUUCGAUUCGUGGAGUCCGAGCCCAGCAGUGCAAAAUUGUAG